UCCGGUAUGAAGACCGUGUUGACGGAAAGGGAGAAAGGACAUUUCGCGUGCAUGAUUCGCACACGUGAACCACACGAAAGCCAACAUUGCUGUUGAAACGUGUUUUAUUUAUUUAGAAAAUGAGCGUAACAAGAGAUGAACACGAUGGGGAGGCGGAUGGUGAUCGUCUUUUCCUCGAUCGAGUUCUGAACAAGUUGUAUGAUUUUGGGGAAGGAAAAAACAAAGGAUUGAAAAAGUCUCAGAAGAGAAAGAACGCUCCUGACACUGCAGACUCGGAGCAGCUCAUGACGAACCCCACGGUCUGUGAAAACAUCCCAUCUGGAGCUAAACAGUCCAGUGUGGAGGUUGUUACGUUUAUUGAUCCUCUGAAGAAGAACAAAAUUUCAAAGGUUGUUGAACCAGGGCAGAAGGUUCCUGAUGUUAAAGGAAAGAAGAAAACAGGCACAGACGAGAAACUAGCAAUAGAAAAAGCUCGGUUUGAGGUUCACAAGUUUGGGCUGUCGGGGUAUCAGAAGCAGCAGCAGAGGGCCUUUGAGCAGGACAGGGCCAUCAUGCUGGGAGCCAGACCCCCUAAAAAGCAGUAUGUUAACUACAAGAUGUAUCAACAAAUGAUAAAAGAACAGAAGAUGAAAGCAAAAGAGGAAGCAAAAUCUGAAACACAGAAGAAAAGAAGGAAAGAAGGGAAACCAAGGACUGAGAAAAGUAAAUCAUCGUCAAGCGGAGAGCUUGGUGGACAAGUUGGACGCUUCAAAAACGGAAUGCUGGUCUUGAGCUCCAAAGACAUUCAGAAGUUAAAAGUUAAAGUGAGAAAGAGACCGUGAAUGAGCGACUGUUUCUGAAUCUUCAGACCACUUUCAAAAUGCAAGACCGUUUUAAUAUGUGUGGAAUAUAUUCCAUACUUUACCUUUGGAGCAUUUAUAAUGCCCUUACUGUUUAUAUUUUUUGGUUUCUUCACUUUGGUGUGUUUGUGCUACAGACAUUAAUUAUGGCUCAAAUUAUGCAGCUUAUUAAUGUGAAUAUUUAAAUUUGGUUUGACAGCUUUUGGGACCCAAAUCCGCUCUAUAGACUCAAAUAUUAUAGAAACCUCCCAGAACAUCUUAGCAACCGCGUGUUAAAAACACUUAAAUCUCCUCACUAGCAGGGCAUUUGGCAUACAUAAUUUCUUCAGAAAGUGUAAAAGUGUACUUUUAUUUACCAUACAUAAUGUUGUAACACUGAUUUUGGAGUUUAAUACAUCUGUGUGUCUAAAAACUUGAUAUAAUUUAAGUGGUGUGAAGAAAAAAAAUAAUAAUUAGGUGAGAUUCUACAAAUAAAGACACAUGGAUCACAGUUUUAUUGUUUAUUAAAAGGGAAAGACAGUUUUUCUUUUACACUAAGUAGUAAGAAAAGAAUGUCAUAUACAAUGCAUUUGAUGUACAAACCACAAAGACGUACAAAAAUCACAUUAGUAAGAGCAAAUGAGAGCUCAAGAUCACAUACAGAGCACCGAAAACACACAUUAGCUUCCUUCAAGGAUGAUGAUGAUGAUGAUGAUGAUACUUGUCUUGUGACAGCAGAUCAAUGGAAAGACUGAUCUGAGAAACAACUUGUCUUUCCUUUCCAAACUUUCCAUGAGAUAAUUUGAAGGCCAAACAUCUGACUUAUGUACAUCCACAUAGGUAAUAUGCUGUAUAUAGAAAAAUAAAUCCUUAAACGCUUGGUGCAGUGGCAGAUUUUAUGUUAUUGAGACUACAGACUACACUCGCAGGCUGUCAUAUUAACCAUACAACUGUUUAACAAACACUUCCAGACCACUUCAUUUUGUGUGCUUUCAAAAGAAUCAGAGAAAAAUGGAAUUGCUCGGUAUAUAUGUCCUUGUUUCUGAAAAAUAAAAAACAUUGGAAUUCA
Molecule: messenger RNA, 1887 nt
Organism: Cyprinus carpio (common carp)
Lineage: Eukaryota; Metazoa; Chordata; Actinopteri; Cypriniformes; Cyprinidae
Gene: fsaf1
Product: 40S small subunit processome assembly factor 1
Source: RefSeq, a predicted model, not a curated record